AUGUUAAAACAGUCGUCAGCUACUAUCUUUGUCACAGCGUUACUUGCAGCUCUGCAUGUAGCGGCAUUAGUGGCUGCAGUUGAUCCAUCGGUUUCAGAAGUCCCUGUUAUUGAGAUAUACAUGCAUGACGUUCUCGGAGGCAACAGCCCUACAGCCAGGCCUAUCACUGGCUUACUAGGAAACAUCUACAGCGGCCAAGUGCCGUUUGCAAGACCAGUAGGCUUCCUCCCACCCAAAGGGGUAGCCAUUCCUAAUUCCAAUGGUGCCCUUCCAACUGUUAAUGGAAACGGCAUUCCACUAGGUACUGGCUUAGCAGGUACAGCUUUUGCUGGAAAUAUCAACAACAAUGGUAAUAAUGUGCAGACUCAGUUAGGACCGGAUAAUUUAGGACUAGGAUUUGGAACAAUCACAGUCAUUGAUGAUAUAUUGACCACUGCACCUGAGUUGGGCUCACAGGCAGUAGGGAAAGCUCAAGGAGUCUACAUAGCAAGCUCUGCAGAUGGGAGUACACAGAUGAUGGCUUUUACUGCCAUGCUUGAAGGAGGAGAGUACGGUGAUAGCCUCAACUUCUUUGGAGUAUUCAGGAUAGGGAGCACUAUGUCACGGCUGUCAGUGACCGGAGGUACUGGAAAGUUUAAACAUGCUUGUGGAUUUGCAGAGGUGCGUUCGCUUAUUCCAGCUGGUCAACAUGUUGCAGAUGGCGUAGAAUCAUUGUUGAGGAUCACCAUUCAUCUUAACUCUUAAAGUUGUUCUGCAGCAAGAUGCAUUUGUCUGUGUGUUUCCACCAAUCUCAGGUUUAUCUGCAAUUUCCUUUGUAAUAUGUUAAUGUGUGUGAUAUGAGCACGUAUGCAAAAGAAACAAAAUAUAUACA
Messenger RNA from Daucus carota subsp. sativus, 871 nucleotides. Its product is annotated as dirigent protein 16. The transcript has a single exon. Bases 1 to 744 code for a protein of 247 amino acids. The record is from RefSeq and is a predicted model, not a curated record. Lineage: Eukaryota; Viridiplantae; Streptophyta; Magnoliopsida; Apiales; Apiaceae.